This is a messenger RNA of Chiloscyllium plagiosum (whitespotted bambooshark), 2628 nucleotides long. Its product is annotated as putative G protein-coupled receptor 141. Gene Ontology annotation, biological process: G protein-coupled receptor signaling pathway. Gene Ontology annotation, cellular component: membrane. NCBI's taxonomy places the organism in Eukaryota, Metazoa, Chordata, Chondrichthyes, Orectolobiformes, Hemiscylliidae. Gene Ontology annotation, molecular function: G protein-coupled receptor activity; oxysterol binding. The record is from RefSeq and is a predicted model, not a curated record.
AUGACUUGCAUUCUGGGUAACUGGUGAUUAAAAUUAUACUACCAUGAAUCAUAGGAGGAACAACUCGGGUCUUAAAUUCAACUCGCAGCUUUCUUCAACAUUCCAGUUUCUAAUGGUGUUACUCAAUAUCUGUGUCGUAUCUUGAGAGCCCUUUUUCUACAUUAAAGAUACAGGAUUUGGAGAAAAAAAGAUAACAUAUCAGCAAUGAACAAUACAACCAGCAAUGACUCAUCUUAUUGUGAUUCACUUGGAUCCACCUAUAAUGCAGCUUUAAUAGCAAUUUACACCCUUGUACUCAUGGGAGGUUCUACUGGUGCCAUCAUCAUGACGUGGAAAAUAAAAACCGACAGCAAAUCUGUGACAUCCACUGCCAUGGUCAAUCUUAUAUUGAUGCACACGUUCUUUCUCCUAACUGUGCCUUUCCGAAUCUCUUAUUACAUUCUUGAUAUGUGGAUGUUUGGUUCAAUAUUUUGUGAGCUGGUUAGUGCAAUGAUUCAUGCUCACAUGUACCUGUGCUUCAUGUUCUACGUGGCCAUAAUUGUCGUAAGGAUGAUCAGUUUCUUUCAAAAAAAGAAGACAAUGGAUUUUUACCAACCUUGGCAUGCAGUUGCUGUGAGCCUCGUUCUCUGGGUCCUGGUGAUUGUUGCUGUUUUCCCACUGUUUCUAACAUAUUUUGACAGCUCUGAAAAGGAUGAUAAAUGUUUUCAAUUCACAGUUACAAGUGCAUCAUCAUAUGUGAAGGUUAUGAACUAUCUUGCAGUUAUUACUGUGUUAACAAUUUUAGGUGUUUUACUUGCCAUCCAGAUGGGCAUAAUGGUACGAUUGAUGAUCCGUUACCAAAAUACUUUGCGCAACCAGCAAGAAUUUGGAGCUCAAACAAAGACACUGUUAUUUAUAUUAAUUAUGAUUUGUUUUGUUCCUUAUCUUGGAUUCAGGCUGUUUUAUGUAAGCCAAGAGCAAUGUUCAAAAACCUUAAAUAUUAUGAAUGAAAUAUUUUUAGCUCUGACUUCAAUGAGCUGUUUUGAUGUGCUUGCUUUCCUAGUGGCUUCCCACUGAGAAUUCAGCAAUUUUCGACUUAAUUUUGAGUCAGUAUCAAUUUUUGUGCAUAAUAUAAGCAUCAUUCAGGUUUCCAAUGUGUCUUAAUUGUAGUUGAUAAAAAGUUAUAUAUUCAUACACAGGGCACUGUUUUCCGCAAGCACAAGGUGCAUGUUCAGGCAAACACUUUUGUUUUUUAAAACAAAAACAUGGGAACAAUAUGAUGAAUUUUCCACUGAAACAUCACAACUAAUCUAAGUUGACUGGCCAACAAUUCAGCACCCUUAUCUCUUGCUGUAUAAAUUGUUGCUUCCUUUGAAAUAGGUAUUCUUGCAUUAAUGUCCUGGUGAGUGCAAGAUGAAAAUGCUUAAACAACAUGUCUAGUCUUAACAAUACUCAAGGCCUAUUCUACCAGGUCAUUACUUAUAACUUAAGUACCUAAAGCAAUAUAAUUAAUGUAAAACAAUGGUUUCUGUUACGAAUGUGAAUGCUGAUGAACAGUUUCAGUGUGGACAGCGGUUUCAUAGCAAUGGAUUCACUAAUCUGUGAAUCAAUUCUAUCAGAUACCAGUUAUUAUUCAGAUGUGAGUUGGAGUUUAGCUGAAUCUUGCAUGGGUUCAGAAGGCUUUGCAUGUGAGCCCACAAUCUAAAUGAUGCCAAAUAGCAGCAUAAAAAGAGCACUGCAUUGUCAAUGGAAAUGUAAUUUCUAAGUGUUAAACUGAGAUUAUUUUGGAUAUAUUACUUUAUGAAAGAAUGGGAAGAGUUGGUGGGGGAAAAUUGCUCAAAUCCUGUCAAUUUUCCUCAAUCAGUACCAUCCAAUGAUAGAUUACUGGGAAUACAGUAUACUACCAUUUAUGAACUCUUGCUUUGUGCACAUAACAUGCCCAAUAUUCUAAACAUUGGAAAAAAUAUUGUAAUUUUUUGGGAGAUGGUUUAAAGUCCAAAUCUUUAUAUAUUAUGUACAAAAUUUGCUGAUUAACACAUCGCUAUCAUUCUAAUUAGUUCUUCACUUCUACAUUAAAGUACUGAUAACUCCUAAAGUGUUCAUCUUCAUAAUGUGAUUAGGCAAAUUCCAUUCCAGGUUUUGAUACAGAAACAUGAAUUUAAUUCAAACUUUUGAUAUAGGCAGUAAGGACUGUGAAAGAGGAAGAUGUCAGCAAAUGAGGAAGAUAGUGGAGUGAACACUAUUGCACAAUAUGCACCAACUGUUUUGAACAAAGCAUGUCACUGUUCUUUAUUAACCAUUGAUCAUGUCUUGUCUCCUAUGUUUCCUGCUAAAAUUAAAGGCCUAUGACACAAGAGAAAUGGAUAAUCUAAAUGGCAAAAUUGAUUGUUUCUUCUGCUGAUCAUAAGUUCCACGUCAUUGUGGUUAAAGUAAAGGUGAUGUCUUGAUUGUAUUUGCACAUCUGUAUCGAUCAAUAGACCAAUACGUUGUGAUAAACUAUUAUAAAUUGAACAUGAUAUUUCAUCAUUAUCUGUAAAAUGACUGAUAAUGCACUAUGAUAAUGGAACAAGUCAACUGUAGAUCAGAAUAAGCAGUAAUCACAGCUGCCCUUCUCUGAAAGACAAUAAAAACCAGUUGAGUUUUGAUAGA